Molecule: messenger RNA, 1362 nt
Organism: Seriola dumerili (greater amberjack)
Lineage: Eukaryota; Metazoa; Chordata; Actinopteri; Carangiformes; Carangidae
Gene: sgpp2
Product: sphingosine-1-phosphate phosphatase 2
Exons: 5
Coding region: 7-1185 (392 amino acids)
Biological process (GO): sphingosine metabolic process; phospholipid dephosphorylation
Cellular component (GO): endoplasmic reticulum membrane
Molecular function (GO): sphingosine-1-phosphate phosphatase activity
Source: RefSeq, a predicted model, not a curated record
UCGGACAUGCUGGAGCUUCUGGCUUACCUCCAUGACCCGGAGCUCGUGGCCCGGUUCCAGAGACGAUGCGGACUCUUCCUGGUAGAAGCCGCGCCUCACAGCGCUCCGGCAGAAACCGAGAGACCACGUGGGCAGCUGAGGGGACGAUGGGACCACCAGGACAAGAAUUCAAACUAUAAAUUCAAGGAGAAUGGAUGUGCAGCUGGUGGCCGCAGCAGGCCUCAGUAUGAGGUGAGGAACUGGCUGCUGCACUUCCUCUUCCUGAUCUCGUCAGGCCUGGGUCACGAAAUCUCCUACAUCACCUGCCUGCCCUGCAUACACUGGAACCUGGACCCGUUCCUGUGCCGACGCCUCGUCAACAUGUGGACUGUGGUGAUGUAUGUCGGCCAGGUGAUGAAGGACGUGCUGAAGCUGCCUCGCCCUCUCUCACCCCCUGUGGUGAAGCUGGAGACACGUGUCGACGCCGAAUAUGGGCUGCCCUCGACUCACGCCAUGGCUGCCACCGCCAUCUCCUUCACCUUUUUACUAAGCGCCCCCUCGAGGAUACAGUUCCAGUUCGAGGUGGGUCUGCUGAUCGCGGUGACGCUGUCGUCCUUGGUGUGUCUGAGCCGUCUCUACACUGGCAUGCACUCAGUUUUGGAUGUGAUCAGUGGCGCUUUAAUCUCCGCCGUCCUCCUCUUCCUCACCUAUCCUUACUGGGAGACCUUCGACCACUUCCAGCUCACCAGCCACAUCUCCCCGGUCGUGGCGUUGGCGCUGCCGCUCUUCCUCAGCUACACGUACCCAGAGCUGGACCAUUACAGCACCACGCGGGGAGACACCACCACCAUUCUCGGGGUAGGGGCCGGAUGCUCAGUGGGGUACUGGGUGAACGAGCAGCUCGGGCAGACUUUUGAGCCCCAGGGCGCGUUACCUGUACCUCUACCCACACUGACGGCUAAUGCGCUGGCAGCAGGCGUGGGCCGCUUCCUGUUGGGAGUUACAGCAUUAGUGGCAACUCGACAGAUAGUGAAAACAGCGAGUCUGCAGGUGUUAUAUUCCUGGUACAGAGUGCCAAAAAGCGACACGACUGCCCAGAGGAGGAGAGAAAUUGAAGUGCCAUAUAAGUUUGCCACAUACACAUCGGUUGGACUUGUUAAUUCUAUAUUGGUCAAUAGAGUCUUCAUUCUACUGGGGCUGCUAUGACCUGAUGAAGACUGAUGAGUAAUGAUCUGAAUUUGCAAUGACAAUAAUGUACCUCAUAUUUAUUUCAACUGUGUACAAUGAUCUUUGUUUUUUGUUUUUUUUACAUGUUAACAACUUGAGAAACAAGGAGCUCUUACUGGGAAUGAUUCACAAGAGCGAGCUUGUGACUGACCUGUA